Lucilia cuprina (Australian sheep blowfly) is the source of this 1947-nucleotide messenger RNA. Its product is annotated as prolyl 4-hydroxylase subunit alpha-2-like. Bases 359 to 1906 code for a protein of 515 amino acids. The transcript has 9 exons. Gene Ontology annotation, cellular component: endoplasmic reticulum. The record is from RefSeq and is a predicted model, not a curated record. Gene Ontology annotation, biological process: peptidyl-proline hydroxylation to 4-hydroxy-L-proline. Gene Ontology annotation, molecular function: protein binding; procollagen-proline 4-dioxygenase activity; iron ion binding. NCBI's taxonomy places the organism in Eukaryota, Metazoa, Arthropoda, Insecta, Diptera, Calliphoridae.
GUAUUGUAUUUAAAACGACAAUGGAAACAACAGCUACAACACAAGUACCUAUAAUAGUCAUACAAAAGAAAUAUAAAACAUCAAACUACUUUAGACUUUAUUGUAGUAAACAAAAAAAUAAAGCAAAAAAUUUAAAACAAAAACAAAAAAGUAAAUGAAACAUACAACUUUAAAAUAAAGAAAACGAAAUAAAAGUUAAAGGGGGUAGUGCAAAAUUUACCACUACGCCUGAGUAGUUUAAGAAAGUACGCGAAUGCAACACCACGUCUAAUUUGAAGAAAUAGAAAAACCAAAUUAUUUAAUAAUAAUUUUUUUCUCUUUUGAAUAAACAAUAAACACACUAAAGAAAACACGAAACAUGCGUUUAGUUUUAUUAUUAAUAUUUAGUUUAAAAUUAUUGCAUUUAGUUGCAAGCGAAAGUGAUAAUGAAAAGAGUUUAUCCACUUCCAUAUCCGGUAUGGUACAGCUGCUGGAAACGGAAGAGCAGUUAAUCGAUAGUGUUGAAAAAUAUGCCGAAGAAUUACAAAAGAAAGUGGAUGCUUUAAAAAACUUAGCACAAGAAUUAAAAGCUGAAAAUCAAAAAUCUCUAAAUAAACGUGAGGAAUAUCUAUACAAUCCCUUAAAUGGUUUUGCUCUAAUCAGACGUAUGUACAAUGAUUGGCCUAAAAUCGAAUUGUUUAUGAGCAAACCGGUGGGUGAAGUCUAUCUGGAAGUCAUACGCAACUACAGACCUGAAAUGCCCACAACCACAGAUUUAGCAGAAGCGUCUGAAGCCUUAAAUCGGCUUCAAACUGUUUACGAUUUAAGGCCAGCCGAUAUGGUGAAGGGUAUAUUAAAUGGCAAACAAUAUAAUGCCUCAUUAAAAUCAAUUGAUUCCUAUUUUAUGGGUUACUAUUUGUUUAGUAAAAACCUAUAUUAUCCGGCCGGAUUUUGGCUAUAUAAUUCCAUAAUAAAUUAUGAAGAGCUAAAUAAUUUUAAUAGUAUAGUAGAUUUUGGUAAAGAAAAACCAUUGGAGUUGUAUGCCGAUAUUUUAGUAAAACAAAACCGUCCCAAAGAUGCUUUGAGUUCAAUUACCCAGGCUUCGGAUUUACUGCCAACUGAUGCUCGUCUUUUGAAUCGCAAAAAUGAAAUUCAACAAUUGGCCAAUACUUAUGAUGGACCAGCCAUACAUUACCCUCCCCCAGUUGUCUACAACUAUGAACGUGGUUGUCGUGGACAUUUCUCUAAUGUGACGUCAAAAAUGUAUUGUAUUUACAAUACAACCGCUUCGGCAUUCUUACGAUUGGCUCCUAUUAAAAUGGAAAUUAUUCACUUAGAACCCUACAUGGUGAUCUUCCACGAUGUGAUAUCCGAUCAAGAAAUCGAACAUUUAAAAAAUUUAGCUAGACCCAAUUUAAAGCGUGCAACAGUUUAUAAUGAUGAAAAGGCACGUUCGUUGGUAGUGAAUACGAGAACAUCGAAAUUUUCUUGGUUCCAAGAUAAUACAGAUGAAAUAACGAAACGUAUUAAUCAGCGAAUAAUUGAUAUGACCGGAUUCGAUAUAGUCGGUUCGGAAAUGUUGCAAGUAAUGAAUUAUGGUCUUGGUGGUCAUUACGAUAAGCAUUUUGAUUUCUUUAAUGUGACAGAGGAUACUCCAGUGGUGGCCAAAGAAGGUGAUCGCAUAUCAACAGUUUUGUUUUAUUUGAGUGAUGUAGAACAAGGUGGCGCCACUGUUUUUCCCAACAUACAAACUGCUGUUUUCCCCCGCAAAGGCUCAGCAGUUAUGUGGUAUAAUCUCAAUAAUAAAGUGGAGGGUGAUGCUAUGACUUUACAUGCUGCCUGUCCUGUUAUAGUGGGUUCUAAGUGGGUUUGUAACAAAUGGAUUCGUUCCAAAGCUCAAAUAUUUAGAAGGCCGUGCUAUAUAUAGUAAUAGAUUUUUAAUUAUAGUGUAUAAAGUAUUUAUUAAAA